GGUUUGAACGCAGCAUCCGCACGUUAUCUUCACGAUUUUCUCGUAUAUUAUCACGUAGAUGCAUUGAACUCGCCGGUCACCAUGUUCUAUAACGCCGGCAUCGACUCGGGGGCGAUACGUAAUAGAAUAUCGAUAAAGCGCCACAUCUUGGCCGCCGGUUGUAUAUUGUUUUCAUACGUCGGGGUGUUGUCGGCUCAAUCGUUCGCGGUCGAGAAGAUAUCAGUCGGCGCAAUAUUUGACCAAAACACCGAGGAAGUGCAGAACGUGUUCAAGUACGCGUUAGCAGUCCACAACCAGAACAUCAGCAGCCGACGCCUGGAGCUGCAGGCGUACGUCGACGUCAUCAACACUGCGGACGCCUUCAAACUCUCCCGCCUUAUUUGCAACCAGUUUGCACGCGGAGUGUUCGCAAUGCUGGGGGCAGUAACACCUGAAUCAUUCGACACUCUGCACUCCUACACCAAUACCUUUCAAAUGCCGUUCGUGACUCCGUGGUUUCCUGAAAAGGUGAACCCGCCCUCAUCGGGUCUGAUCGACCACGCUGUCAGCAUGCGGCCCGACUACCACAAGGCAAUCGUCGAUACAAUAGUCCACUACGGAUGGACCGACGUCAUUUACAUUUACGACUCGCACGAUGGUCUACUCCGGCUUCAGCAACUCUACCAAACGAUGCAGCCCGGGCAGACCGCCUUCAAGAUAACUUUGGUAAAACGCAUCUACAAUGCGACAGACACCAUUGACUUCCUCCUGGCUCUAGAGAAGGACGACCGGUGGAGCAUCAAGCAUAUCGUGCUCGACUGUAACGCGAAGAAUGCUAAAACCAUUCUGGUGGAACACGUCAGGAAUGUACACUUGGGUAGACGGACCUACCAUUAUAUUUUGAGUGGACUGGUUAUGGACGAUCAUUGGGAGAAUGAGGUGACCGAGUACGGAGCAGUCAAUAUCACCGGGUUCCGUAUAGUGGACAAUUCUAGGAAAACCGUUAAGGAUUUCCUCGAUGGCCUCCGGAGGAUCGAUCCACGCUUUAAGGGAACUGUAUCUGCCCAAACAGCGUUAAUGUACGACGGGGUGCAAGUUCUAAUGGACGCCUUAGGAAGGCUCUGGAAAAAGAAACCCGAGGCUUUUAGGAGUGCUCUGCGGCGAGCGGCCUCCCUGGCGAACUCCACCAAAGUCAUCGAUUGUAACCCAGGGAAGAGCUGGGUGGUGCCGUUCGAACACGGCGAUAAGAUAUCCAGGCUUAUCAAAAAGACGGAUAUUGUGGGACUCACUGGUAACAUUUCUUUCAAUGAAGAAGGACACAGAUGCAACUUUACUCUUCACGUCGUUGAGAUGACUGUUCAGAGUGCAAUGGUUAAGAUUGCAACAUGGACGGAUAAACAAGGCCUGAAACUUCUGGCAGCGAACAACGAACGACUCCUGUCACCGUCGUCGUACGACACCAACAGAACAUAUGUCAUAACCUCCAUUCUCCAAGAGCCUUUUCUGACGCUGCGGCCAGCGGAAUACGGCCAAAGAGAAGAUCAGUACGAUGGUUUCUGCAAAGACCUCAUAGAGUUGGUUGCUGCAAAACUUGGGAUUAAAUAUGAGAUCCAUAUAGUAAGGGAUGGCAAGUUCGGAAGCGAGGUAUCACCACACGUAUGGACCGGGCUUGUUGGGGAAAUCUUUCGGAAGGAAGCAGAUAUAGCUAUCGCACCGUUGUCCAUAACGCCAGAAAGGGAGAAAGUCAUCGAUUUCAGUGAACCGUUCCUGUCAGUAGAGAUACCCAUCAAACGUAUGAAAUCACCGAAGCAAUUAUUGUCUGGCACAUUUAGUUUUCUGCGUCCACUGUCAAAGGAAAUAUGGCUCUGUGUGAUAUUCAGCUUCUUCGCGGUGAGCAUUGUAUUGUUUCUCGUGUCGAGAUUCUCCCCACAGGAGUGGCGAUCAGUAUCAAUAACGGAUAGCCAUUUGGAUCAGCCUAUAAGCAAUACUAAUGAGAUAAUCUUGCACAACGAAUUCAGCAUCUGGAACUCAUUUUGGUUCUCGCUUGGAUCUUUUAUGCAACAAGGCAGUGACGUCGUACCGAGGUCUUUAUCGGGGAGGAUUGUGGGAACAGUGUGGUGGUUCUUUGCACUGAUCCUUGUGUGCUCGUACACCGCGAAUCUUGCCGCCUACCUCAUCGUCGAACGCAUCACCGACCCAGCCAUCCUCCACUACGAGUCAAGAAUAAAAACCGAAAGUCACUUGGGGCCUAGAAACAAUAUAAUGGAAGAAGUGGAGAUCAAAGAGGAGGAAUUCAGCCGACACGUGGGUGACAGAGGCAGUGAUUGUGGCAUCGCACGCACCUGCCGAUACAAGCAAGUUAACUUCGGUAUUGCUACAAUGAAGGGUUCACCAUUAAGGGAAGGGAUAAAUCUUGCGAUCGUCCACAUGAAGAGAGAUGGCGUCAUUCCGAAGUUAUGGCGAAAAUGGCUGUCGACUACAAAUAAGCCUGUCUGCGAUCUAGUGAAAGACGAGGAAACAACCAUUACAGAGAUGACACUCAGUCAAGUAGCAGGAGUGUUCUAUGUGUUAGUGGGAGGCUUGGCUUUGGCAUUGGGAGUGGCUUUGCUCGAAUUCUGCCAACACGGCAGGGCUGAAGCUGCCAAGGCUAAUGUGCCACUCAGGGCAGCUUUACGUGCCAAGGCAAGAAUGACGUCCAAUGACAGGAAGACUCCCCAUCGUACGCCCCAACGUGACCAGGAUCGCCUUGGGUGGAAUGGCGCUGCUUUCGCCGGGUACUUUCCCGCCGGGACCCAGAUCUCCCAGGAGGACGCGGUGCAUGCGAGCUUCACUCACGUCUGAUCCUCGGAGAAGGGUGGCAUCAACAUCCGCCGCUCUUCUGUGUGCCAAACCAACAAUGUUGAUCUUUAUCAACUUUAAAGACUUACGUGAAUUCGCUCAUAGUGCUUCGUGAAGAAAAAUAUCUGGGCAACCGAGUUUAUCUUAAUUUUGCGUUUUUUUUUUAAUGUAUUUCCAGUGAAUGCGUUUAUAAUUCUAACGCUAUGUCAUUAAUUUUUAUUAUCAAAUAAAAAAAUUACUUUUAAAAUAUUUCGUUCUAGAAUUAUAAUAGUUAACGGAGUUAUUAAAUACAUUUCUUAAUGUUGCUAUGAAAGUAGAAGCUGAAUAAUAACUGUGAACAAACAUUAAUAGUGUAGAUGAAGCUUUCUAUUAGCUUUGUAACUCUGUGUGCCAUGUCCAUCAUCUUCCAAUUCCUAAUUCGAUCAGAGAUGUUCAAAACAUCUCUGUAUCGCUCUCUCAGUGAAUUUGAACUUUCUCGCGAAGUUUGUAGUUAGUGACCAAUUAUUAUCUCUCAUCCGCAAGUCAUUCGCAACAAUCUUUCGAUGAGGACAUAAGUCUAUUUUUUGUGUUAGAAAGUUCAAUCACUGAGGUAUUUUGUAUGAAUAAAUAUCACGCAGUUUCUGGAACUCUGCCCAGUAAUUGUAUCUUUGAUACGCUUGUUUUAAAUAGAAUUAAGUAUACCUGUUCAGGUUUAGGUUAAUUUAUGUGUAUUAACUACUAGUGUGUGUAAGGUGACGGAUUCCAAGAGUUCUUCUGAGGAUCAACUUCACUCAAUUAAUAAAUCAAUCAACAAAUCUAUCACAGUCACCAUUAAGUGGUUCGUGAGUCUUCAGUGCUCAGAAUCUUUGACAAUCGGGCAGUGAUGAUUCUCUUCGGACUUUAUGAUCAUUCAUGACCAUCGCAUUAGUAAGACUAAAUUUUACGCACCAGUGUUGCUACUACCCGAUGGUCAUAACCAAUUGGGUCUAGCAAAUAUAGAAUGAUUAUUCUGCCAUUGGUUUACCUAUGGCCAAAGCCUCCUCCCACCAGGGUAGGUAGGUGAAGUUGGUAAUUACGAUUGCUAACUGGUACUAAUUAUCUUGUUUUAGUUGUAGUAUAUUUUUUGUGAGUCAAGUUAUUUAUGAAUUUGAAAUUCAAUCAACUUACUUUAAUUAGUUAGUUAGUUAGAUUAGUGUUUAACUAUAUUUUAUCCCUUUGUUGCGUAAUAAUCAGGACACCAAUUUGUUAUAAGAAAUUGUUCUUCCAUUUUAUUAAUAAUAUUCCUUACGUUUUUAUAAUAUUGAUGUGUACUUAUUAAAAUUUGUAUUAAUUAUUAUUAUUAUUAUUAGAUAUACUUAGUCAUUAAUGUUAAGAUAGUAAAAGAGACUGUCCAUGCUGAGGUUUCUCUAGCGUUUAAUUGGAGACGUGAAAUACAAGCGAGCAAUAGACGUACUUAUGCCAUCUCAGUGAUCAUCAUAUAAAACGCUGAGGUAAUACGGUUCUUGCAUUGUAUUUAAUAUGAUCGAUCAUUGCAGUAUAAUAUUAAUACUUAUAACAUAAACAAUUUCUGCGGUAUGAUUGAUAGUUAUUGUCUAAAUUUAAGAUUUCCAAAUUCUCAUUACUGUUUUAUGAGUUUCUCCGUCAUUUUUAAGUAUAUGUAGUUAAAAUCUAAAACAUUGCAUAGUUACAUGUGGUGUUUAUCAUGUAGUUAUUGAUUGUUAAAGGAAAAUAAGUGAAAAUAUGAAAAAAAAUAUAUAAUUCCUAAAACAAAAAAAAAAAAUUAACAUAAUUUAAUUUAGUAUAUAAGAUACAUUUUUCAUCAUACAUAGAUAAUAAGGUAAUUAAUGAUCGAAUAAACUGUACACACUAAAUACGUAAAUUAACGCUUUUCCGUUAAAACUGCCUCAUGAAUUGACAUAUUCUUAUUAAUUAAUGACAAUGGCGCGCUAACUUGAUGCUGAAUAAUAAUUGCAAAGAACUACGAGUAUAAUAAAAUAACUCCUUCACACUAGCGUUUCUUAGACGCAUGUGAAACGCGCGCAGAAAAACUGCGACGAGCGACUACUAGAUAUAAUAUAAUAUUAUGUAAGUAAGACAUUGUAUUUCAUACAUACUGUACCUACUCGUAAGUACUUAUCUAUUUAUUAAUAUGAAGGCGCAACUAAACCGCUAGAUUUAUUUAUAAUAAAAUAUUUAGUAAUCAUUAAAUAGAUUAUUACUGAUGUUACUAGUACGUCAGCUGUUGCCGACUGUAGGCCAGGUCACAUUCAGCUAAAGCUAAAAACUCAUUUAUUGGCGCAAACACGGACCUUCGUAGCUCCGCAUCGCCUCGCCAUGCACCCGCCAGCGCUUACGGCUAGCCGGCUGUUAGCUAACGUUACUUCGUAUGCAGGUUCGAGAUAUAAAUAAUUGUCCUGUACCUCUUCUAUGCCUAACAUAGAACUUGACACCUAGCUGGGGCAAUCUGAAAUUAUUAUAACUUUAAAUAUUUUUUUUGUAAAUAUUUUUUAAGCUUAAAUUAAUGAUGUUUAUAUAAUGCAGUUAUAUAAACGAAAAGUUUAAAUAAAUUAAAUGAAGUAGGUAGCCCAAAAGCUUCUAUAAUAAACGAAGUAACGUAAACACCUCGCUGGGAAACUGUCCGGCGACGGCUCUCCAUAAGUUUUCCGGAGGCGUUUUUGUUACAAAUCCUGUUAGUGUGUUUGUAUUGGCUCGAGGCGAUACGAAGUGGAUACAUUUCUCUCUAAUAAGAGAUAGAUAGAUAAUUGUGAACACUACGUUACCAAGUAGAGUAUUAUUACAUUCGGCUGGCAAAUGUUAGCACAGCUUACUAUUUGUAUCUAAUCAUACUCAGUGUAAAUAGUUUUUAUUAAAAAAAAAAACUAAUACAUAAUAUACUUAGUAUAAUAAUAUACACUGGUCAAAAAUAGUAUAAAAAACUACGUCUAACUGGAAUAGUUGAUAAGCCGAAUUCCAGAUGACAAAACAGGUCACAAGGAUUGUAAAUUUUCUAUUCCUAUCUUGGUGAACAGAUAGCCAAUACGAGUCUGAGUAUCGCAUUGUUCGAGUUCCCGAUUAUUUUCCAAAAAUAUGCUUUAUGAGCUCUAACAAUACAAUAGAAGUCGGGCACCCUCGAUACGGCAAACACCACACAAUUAGAAAGUUUGGCCAAAACUGGAACGUACUUAUAGAUACAUAUAGCAUUACAUAUUGAAUAGAGUAAUUUUAACUUCUAUAAAGGACUUGCCAAAUCUACGCGCUAGUAUAUUGCAACGAAUCGAGAAGACAGUUUUUUCUCUCUCAAUGUCAUUGUCAUCUUUUAGCUCAAUAUGACCAAGGUAAAAUAAAUUUCUGUACCACCCGUUACCGUUAAAGCAGUUCGCUUUAACGGUAACGGGUGGUAUCCUCUCCGGACCCUUACCCGAUUUGAAAACCAUCAUCUCAGUAUUGUCCACGUUAUAUCUUAAUCCAUGAAGAAUUGCAUAAUUCUAACACACUGAGAGUAACUUUCUGAGAGACUGAGAUUCUUAAUAGAGGGACUGAGAACCACUACGAUAUCAGCAAAGCUAAAGCUAUUUAUACAUUUACCGUUGAUAUGACAUCCAACAUUUUUGUCUCUCAGUUCCUCUAUCAAGUUAUUCACGUAAAUAUUCAAGAGAUCCGGAGAGUUUAUCCCCCCUUGCCAUACACCACAUUUUAAUUUAUAAUAAUUAGAGAUCGAGUCGCUAUAUAUAACAGUAUUAAUUUAGUUUCCGUACCAGUAACCUAAUAGGGCCACAAUUUUUCGUGGGAUCUGAGCAUUGUACAAUUUGUCCCAGAGAACAUAUUGACUAGGUUGAAAGCCCGAAAGUCAGAUCAAUAAUACAUGCGUAGAUGGACGUGCCGCAUCUAUAGUAUAGUAAUUUACAGAAUAUAGUAAUUUAUCCAUAUUUAAGAAUUUCGUGUAUAACUUGUAAAACGUGAAGAUCAUUGAAGAUAUCAGUGGGGAAGACAACUUAUUGUGGUAAAAACUAACAACAUAUUAUACACAUCUACAUGGAGGGUUUCUCACCUGGUGGUAGUUGUGUAAUCGAGUUGGUGGCAUCGAUGUAUGGCUAUCAGAGGUGUUAACAUGCGACCAAUGAAAGGAAAUUUAGGCAAAACUUCCUCCAAGGUCCUCGGAGUUGUCCAGAAUCCCAUCUCUUUUGUACUAAUACAAUGAAAGACAUAUUAUCGAUAUUUCCCGUUGUACUGCCAUUAGUUGAAUUUUGUCGAUUUCUCUUCACGAGAUUAUCUCGUGAGAUACCAGUGCCAUUGGUAUCUCACUCAUCCGACCAUCAGUUCCACAACUACACUAUCCGACUACCAGGAACGUCCUCCAUGUAGAUGUGAAGUUAUAGUCCUUAAUGUAGUAUUUGUAGUAUUUUAUAUUGUAGUAAAAUUGUCUUUCGGAAAGUAGUAUAAUAAAUUAUGCCCGAUGGUUUUUAAUAUCAAUGUCAAUGAUUGAAAUAUGAAUGCUUAAGAGAGUCCCAUUGUUUAAAGAAAGCAAAUGGGCUUAAAGAAAGCGCCCAAAAUUAUAAGAGUAAAAUUAAUUUUCAAAAUACUCAUGUCCGAUAAAUCCUUUCUUUGGCUCUGCUUCUUUAUAUAUAUUUAGGUAAUGUUAUAUUAUGUAUAUAUGGUUUACAUAUGUACAUUGAUCCUUUAUCUUACCACUACAUUCAAACCAACCUCGGUGUAGGUUGACUAUGUCCUCCAUAACUCUGCCGUUGGGAGAAAUGCUAUAGCACGAGGUUUACACAUCCGUGCCGAACUAUUUACUUCUUUCUCACUACAUGAU
Messenger RNA from Bicyclus anynana (squinting bush brown), 7609 nucleotides. RefSeq names its product glutamate receptor 1-like. The coding region runs from base 82 to 2820 and encodes 912 amino acids. Gene Ontology annotation, cellular component: plasma membrane; postsynaptic membrane. Gene Ontology annotation, molecular function: transmitter-gated monoatomic ion channel activity involved in regulation of postsynaptic membrane potential; glutamate-gated receptor activity. The transcript is spliced from 18 exons. Lineage: Eukaryota; Metazoa; Arthropoda; Insecta; Lepidoptera; Nymphalidae. Gene Ontology annotation, biological process: monoatomic ion transport; synaptic transmission, glutamatergic; modulation of chemical synaptic transmission. The record is from RefSeq and is a predicted model, not a curated record.